AGCGAGACGAAGAAGAAGAGGAUCAAGCCCUCAACAAAAUAUGCGAAAGUUUCGUUGCUUAGCCACUACGGUCGUCGUCGUGCUGCUUACUGUCAAUUGACACCCACGAUGGGCUUCGUGCCGGACAGAGGUGGCUUCUAUCUUCUCUUGCUGCUUCUGUUUCUUUCGGAGGUCCACUUUAGAUGGGCGGCAGCACAACACUGCGUGUGGUAUGGCGAGUGUGCUGAGUCCGACAAGGUCCCCGGAAAGAAAUAUAAUUGUAACUACACAGGAACCCCGAAACCUCUGGACCCCGAGGGCUACGACCUCCUCUUGGAGCUUUGUCCUGGUUAUGACUAUGUUGUAAACCCAGCAGAUGACACUGCGGCAGCACAACACUGCGUGUGGUAUGGCGAGUGUGCUGAGUCCGACAAGGUCCCCGGAAAGAAAUAUAAUUGUAACUACACAGGAACCCCGAAACCUCUGGACCCCGAGGGCUACGACCUCCUCUUGGAGCUUUGUCCUGGUUAUGACUAUGGCAACCGCGAACUCUGCUGCAAUGUGGAUCAGUUGCGUACUCUCAAAGCGAGUCUCCAGCUGCCCCUUCAGUUCCUGUCCCGAUGUCCCUCAUGUUUCUUCAACUUGAUGAACCUCUUCUGCGAGUUGACGUGCAGCCCGCACCAGAGUCAAUUCAUGAAUGCCACCAAGUUUGAGUACACAAAUUCCACCGAGUUCAACAGCUCCAGCGUCGUGGAGGUUCAGUACUAUAUCGGACAAACAUUCUCCAACGCCAUGUACAACGCCUGCCGGGAUGUACAAGCGCCGUCCAGCAACGUGCCGGCCUUGUCCCUGCUCUGCGGCAAAACCGCCCAGUACUGCAAUGCCACCAACUGGAUCCAAUACAUGUUUGACAUAAAUAAUGGGCAGGCUCCUUUUCCUAUCGUACCAAUAUUCACAGAUGUGCCGGUGUUUGGCUACACCCCGAUGAACAACAAGACUUACGGCUGUUCCGAAGGCCUGGACGAUGGUUCAGGUCCUUGCUCCUGCCAGGAUUGUACCAAAGAAUGCGGGCCCAAACCCCUCCCUCCACCUGUCCCGCCUCCUUGGACCAUCAUUGGAGUGGACGCGAUGACUGUCAUUAUGUGGAUCUCUUACAUCACCUUCCUGUUCGUGUUUAUCGGCACAGUGCUCGCAGCGUGGUGCUACAGGAAAAGGACAAUCUUGUCGGAGUAUGGGCCCAUAUUGGAUAGUAAUAACCCGUUGUCGCUCAACAGUGAUAAUCCUGAAGCAGUCAACGCAUCGUGCUGCGAAACGCUGGGAGAGCGUUUUGAGAACGCUCUGCGGGCGAUCUUCAGCUCAUGGGGCUCAUUCUGCGUGCGCUACCCGGGUUCGGUCAUUCUGGGCAGCCUGCUCCUGGUGACGGCGUCCUCGGGCGGUCUGGUCUACAUGCGCAUCACCACCGACCCCGUGGAGCUAUGGUCGUCGCCCGGCAGCCAGGCGCGCCAGGAGAAGGACUACUUUGACAGCCACUUUGGGGCUUUCUACAGGACGGCUCAGCUCAUCAUCACCACGCCGCUCAACGAGACCUUCACCUACAAGCCCUACUUUGGAGGGUCUGACGUCCCCUUUGGAGCCAUUUUGGAUAAGGACAUCCUUCAUCAGGUGAGGUGGAGAAUGGAACGAAUAUCUGUUCAGAAAAAAGAGGGAGAGAGAGAAUUGGUAUGGAACACGUUUCUGUCUUACAGUGCACCGGCAUCCCUCAAUGACACCACUCUCCUCCACGAUCCUUGUCUCGGCACUUUUGGAGGUCCCGUCUUCCCUUGGCUGGCGCUUGGAGGCUACGACUCCACCAACUACAACAACGCGAGCGCUCUUGUCAUCACCUUUCCGAUCCACAACUCCCGCAACGACACUGACAGGCUGGGCCAAGCCCAAGCGUGGGAAAAAGAAUUCAUCCGCUUCAUGAAGGACUUCCACAACCCCAAUCUGACCAUCGCCUUCAGCUCCGAGAGGAGCGUCGAGGACGAAAUCAACCGGGAGAGCAACAGUGACAUCAGCACCGUUGUCCUGAGCUACGCCAUCAUGUUUGUCUAUAUCUCGCUAGCGCUAGGACACAUCAACAGCUGCAGAAGACUGCUGGUGGAUUCCAAGAUUUCUCUGGCCAUAGCGGGCAUUCUGAUUGUGCUGAGCUCAGUGGCAUCCUCGCUGGGCAUCUUCAGCUACGUUGGCAUCCCCCUCACCCUCAUCGUCAUUGAGGUCAUCCCCUUCCUGGUGCUGGCUGUCGGUGUGGACAACAUAUUCAUCAUUGUGCAAACGUACCAGCGAGAUGAGCGGUUGCCCCAGGAGGAACUUCACCAACAGAUAGGUCGCAUCCUCGGCGACGUUGCACCCAGCAUAUUCCUGUCCUCAUUUUCAGAGACUGUGGCCUUCUUUCUGGGAGCACUGUCCAACAUGCCUGCAGUUAGGACUUUUUCCCUCUUUGCUGGCCUGGCUGUUUUCAUUGAUUUCCUGUUGCAAAUCAGCUGCUUUGUCAGCCUUCUGGGCUUGGAUCUGAAGAGGCAGGAGGCAAAUCGUCUGGACAUUAUCUGCUGCGCCAAGUUGCCUGAAGGUCAGGAAACAAGGACAGACAGCAUCCUUUUCCGUUUUUUCAAGAAGGUCUUUGCGCCAUUGAUCCUCAAAGAAUGGGUGCGGCCCAUCAUUGUGGCUGUGUUUGUGGGAGUGUUGUCCUUCAGUAUUGCUGUGGUAAACAAAGUUGAGAUCGGACUGAAUCAGCAGCUCUCCAUGCCUGAUGAUUCAUACGUGUUGGAGUACUUCAAAAACCUGAGUCAGUAUCUCCACACGGGAGCUCCGGUCUACUUUGUCGUGGAGGAUGGCCUCAACUACAGCAGCCUUGAGGGCCAGAAUGCCGUGUGCGGCGGCGUAGGCUGCAACAAUAAUUCCCUGGUGCAGCAGGUCUAUUCCGCGUCACUCAUCAGCAACUACUCCACCAUCGCCGUCACACCUUCCUCCUGGCUGGACGACUAUUUCGAUUGGGUCAAGCCACGGUCCACUUGCUGCCGUUACAACAAUGCCACAGGAGCCUUCUGUAACGCUUCAGUGGUGGACCCAUCGUGUGUACACUGUCGACCUUCGACCCAAAGUGGGAAGCAGAGGCCCCUGGGUGAUGACUUCAUGCGCUUUCUUCCCAUGUUCCUGUCAGACAAUCCCAAUGUCAAGUGUGGAAAAGGCGGCCAUGCAGCCUAUGCCACCGCAGUGGACGUUUUUCCCAACAACACCCAGGUGGGCGCCAGCUAUUUCAUGACCUUUCACACCAUCCUGAAGGAGUCGUCGGACUAUAUUGACGCUUUGAAAAUGGCCCGCAUCUUAGCUGACAACAUCAGUCAGACCAUGGACCACAAAGUCUUUGCCUACAGCGUCUUCUACGUGUUUUAUGAGCAGUACCUCACCAUCGUGUACGACACAGCCUUCCAACUGAGCGUGUCGCUGGGCGCCAUUUUCCUGGUCACCACAGUGCUGCUGGGCUUUGAGCUGUGGUCAGCCGUGCUGGUGUGCAUCACUAUCGCUAUGAUCUUGGUCAACAUGUUUGGCGUCAUGUGGCUGUGGAGCAUCAGCCUGAACGCCGUCUCGCUCGUCAACUUGGUCAUGGCAUGUGGAAUUUCUGUGGAGUUCUGCAGUCAUCUGGUUCGGGCCUUUUCCGUCAGCAUGAAGAAAAGCAGAGUGGACCGGGCUGAGGAGGCGCUGGCGCACAUGGGCAGCUCAGUGUUCAGUGGAAUCACACUGACAAAGUUUGGCGGAAUCCUAAUCCUGGCGCUGUCCAAAUCGCAGAUCUUCCAGGUGUUCUACUUCCGCAUGUACUUGGCCAUCGUGCUGUUGGGUGCCACGCACGGCCUCAUCUUUCUGCCUGUGCUGCUCAGCUACAUAGGCCCCUCGACCAACAGGGCAAAGUUGCUUGCGGCCAACAAGCGCUUCAUCGGAACCGAAAGGGAGCGGCUCCUCAAUUACUGAGACAGCCGGCCAGAUGGACGGGACAAUGAAGCUUGCGGGUCGUGAGUGCCACCUGCUCUCUCGCCCCAUCUUUGUCUCCAUGCUGUCUUUUUACACUGAUUGGACUGACGACUAUGACUUGGCAUUUCUCGUCACACGACUACCAUCUGGCGCUCAAGUGAUAGAAUCGAGACUGGAAUAUCAUGCAGAGAUGUCAGUUGACAGACACUUGGCCUACGUUGGUGGUGAUUUGGGAAUGUUUAAAGGGGAAUCCUGGUCAGUUUUAAAAUACACACACACACGUAAAAUCCACGAACACGCUGUUAUAAACUUUUUUUUUUUUUUAACAACAUAUCUCAGCUCAAGCUAACAUGCAACAUGUUUCAAGUCUUCACUGGUACCGAGUAAUGAUGCAAUAACAUGCAGUUUGUAACUCUAGUAAUGACUCAGGUUUUGCUCUUCGCAUAGUUGACAAGAGAGUUACUUGAGCCCUCCAGAGUUGGGCACACCUGAGCGAGGUCUACUUGAGGAAGUAAGUUUUAUCACGGGUGAUCUUUGUAAACAAGAAAACAUUUUUGCAGUAGCCGAAUAGGUUUAAGUGCCAGCUUUACGCACGUGUGAAUACCUCUAAUUUAUGGGACUAAUUUAAAUAUUCUUUCACAUCCUUGACUGUAUUGUUUGAGAAGUCAUUCUUUUACUAAAGGAACUCUUGACUCGGCAUAGAACUGGACUACUGCAACAUGUGUACAAUGACAGCUUGAUCUGGAACGAGCAGUACCACUUUUUGUUUUGUUUGGGAUACAAUUUUUAAUUGAUGCAGUUACUGUGUCUGGGUUGUAAAAGUGACUGAACCAUUCCUUUUGGAGACUAGUUUUUAGAAAAAUUUUAAUACAUUAUUAAAAAUUUCU
Hippocampus comes (tiger tail seahorse) is the source of this 4871-nucleotide messenger RNA. It is a transcript of the gene npc1, whose product is annotated as Niemann-Pick disease, type C1. Gene Ontology annotation, cellular component: plasma membrane. The record is from RefSeq and is a predicted model, not a curated record. NCBI's taxonomy places the organism in Eukaryota, Metazoa, Chordata, Actinopteri, Syngnathiformes, Syngnathidae. The transcript is spliced from 27 exons. Gene Ontology annotation, biological process: cholesterol homeostasis; sterol transport; intestinal cholesterol absorption. The coding region runs from base 109 to 3984 and encodes 1291 amino acids. Gene Ontology annotation, molecular function: cholesterol binding; lipid carrier activity.